Messenger RNA from Nicotiana tabacum (common tobacco), 1216 nucleotides. RefSeq names its product transcription factor MYB1R1. NCBI's taxonomy places the organism in Eukaryota, Viridiplantae, Streptophyta, Magnoliopsida, Solanales, Solanaceae. The record is from RefSeq and is a predicted model, not a curated record. Gene Ontology annotation, molecular function: DNA binding. Gene Ontology annotation, biological process: response to ethylene; response to gibberellin.
GUUCCGCUUUAUUCGCUCCUUUCAAUAAGUGUACGGCUCUCUCUUGUGAAGCGUUAUAUACGAUACAGCAAAAGUGUUUAUACAGAUAUCUAUCACUUGAUCGAUUGAUUCGUGGAUUCUUCGAUAAGGAUGUCGAGCGCGUGUUGCGAUGAAUCGUCGGCGGAGGUAGUGGCCGGCGGCGGUGUAGGAGGAGAAAUCAUGCUGUUUGGUGUGAGAGUAAAAGUGGAUCCUAUGAGGAAGAGCGUCAGUUUGAACAAUCUCUCACAGUACGAACAGCCAAAUGCUAACAACAGCGCUGAUACAUCUAAAGUGGCUGAGGAAGGAUAUGCCUCUGCAGAUGACGCUGUUCAACACCACUCCAACAGCGGUCGCGAGCGUAAGCGAGGAGUACCAUGGACGGAGGAAGAGCACAAGUUAUUCCUAUUAGGAUUGCAGAAAGUGGGGAAAGGAGACUGGAGAGGAAUCUCUAGAAACUUCGUAAAGACACGUACACCGACACAGGUUGCAAGUCAUGCUCAGAAGUACUUCCUCCGACGAAGCAACCUCAACCGUCGUCGCCGCCGAUCUAGCCUCUUUGAUAUCACCACUGACUCGGUAUCAGCUAUGCCAAUAGAAGAGGGAAAAAAUAAGCAAGAAAUCCCAGUUCCACCAGUUGUAGCAUCAUCACCAACAUUGCCUACUACUAUAGAGGCUACCAAAACCAAUGCAUUUCCAGUGGCACCUAUCAUGUUACCAGCACAGAUUGAUCAGUCAAGAGAAAGUCCAACUCUGUUGCAACGAAAUCAAGUGAAUUCGUAUACGCCAGUUCGCCCUCUUCCUAUGCUUUCAAUGCCCAAUCCAUCAACAGUAUUUGACCUUAACGUGAACCAGAUCUCAGAAGUCGAACCAUUGUCACUGAGAUUAUCCUUGUCACUUGAUCAGGGACAAGCAUCAUCUACUAGACACCACUCGGCAUUUAAAGUAAUGCCAAGCUUCAGUAAUGGAGAGAGCAUCAUUAGUGUGGCAUGAGAUCGAAGGAUCUGUGAGAAAAAAAUGAAAGCAAUAUGGAAAGUAAAAAUAGGACAAGAGUGGGUACGCUGCACUCAUAAUUAUAUUAAGGGAAUGUUUAUUUAAGGAGAGAUUAAUUGACUAGACAUUUGGUCCUGAUUUGUACAGACCAGAAAUAUGUCAUGCCUUGUGGUUACCUGUUUAAUGCUACUAGUAUUAUUUUACUAUA